Messenger RNA from Triticum aestivum (bread wheat), 1077 nucleotides. Its product is annotated as BTB/POZ and MATH domain-containing protein 1-like. The transcript is spliced from 2 exons. Lineage: Eukaryota; Viridiplantae; Streptophyta; Magnoliopsida; Poales; Poaceae. Gene Ontology annotation, biological process: protein ubiquitination. Bases 37 to 1077 code for a protein of 346 amino acids. Gene Ontology annotation, molecular function: protein binding. The record is from RefSeq and is a predicted model, not a curated record.
AAUACCAAUCUAGGGCACUGCCGCCGCCGUCGCGCCAUGGAGCAAUCUAAGUCGAUUUCGAUGUGCACCCCGAAUUCGGUGCAAGUCACCCACGUGUUCGACAUCUUCGGUUACAGCAAUCACAGGGGCAUGGGCAACGAGAAGUUCAUCAGGUCCGGUACUUUCUCCGUCGGCGGCCACGACUGGUCCAUCCGCUUCUACCCGGACGGGUACAGCACGGAUAAAGUCGAGAAGGAUUACAUCUCAGUUUAUCUCGAGCUCAUGAGCAAGGGAGCCAAGAGCACCGGAAUGUCGGCUUCGGUGCACAAGACAGAGCUGAGGACUUUUGAUCCAGCUGACCUCAGUAGGUUUGCUCCACAGACUAGUAAUUUCAAAAAGAGAGGGGAUGUUGAGUCUGCGUUCCUCGCGAACGAUCGCCUCACAAUCGAAUGCAUCGUCACUGUUAUCAAAGACCCACACGUGACCGAAUCCAAACCGUUCCCCAAAAUCGAGGUGCCAGUGCCACCCUCCGAUAUCGCCGAGCAUAUCGGCAAGCUUCUGGAAGACGACGAGGGAUUCGAUGUCACUUUCUGUGUUCGAAGAAAGACCAUCGGAGCUCACAGGUCCAUACUCGCCGCGCGAUCACCUGUCUUCAAAGCGGAGCUCUUUGGGCCGAUGAAGGAGGCGAGGACACCGCGGCGCGUUACCAUCAAAGACAUGCAACCUGGUGUUUUCAGUGCCCUCCUCCAUUUCAUAUAUACCGAUUCUUUGCCCGAUGGUGAUAAAAAUACUGAUAUGAUCCAGCAUUUACUGGUGGCUGCAGACAGAUAUGCCAUGGAGAGGCUCAAGCUGGCUUGCCAAAGUAUCCUUUGCGAGAAUCUGAACAUGGACACCGUGGCAACCACAUGGGCUUUGGCUGACCAGCAUAGCUGCGACAAGCUUAAGGAUGCUUGCCUUGAGUACAUCGCUUGUUCGAAUGCCAUGGAUGCUGUGGUGGAAACCCAAGGCUAUAAGAAUCUCAAAGUGGCUGACCCGUCUCUCAUAGUGGAUCUGUUGGAGAGGACAACAAAGGCUUGCUCAUCAUCAUAUAUAGGUUGA